AUGAAAGUGAAGAUCAAGUGUGACCGGCACAAUCCUUGCUCCAAGUGUCGAGCGGCUAAAGUAGACUGCUCAUACCCUUCUGGAGGUGAAAGAUCACGUCCAGCUUCGAAGAAGCAUGUGCAAGCCUUGGAGAGUCAGGUGAGCUCGCUGGAGUUGUUCAUUCAAGAUCUCGCCUCUGCCGAUGAUGCUACGAGGUCUCGACUCCUCGCCGGAAUAUCCUCAUCAUCGCCUCCAUCAUAUCAACCGCACCCCCAACCUGCGAGCCAACCGCUCAUGGUAGACGAUCAUGUGCCAUCAGCUGCAUUAGGCUCUCCCUCAGAGUCCGGAGAUCUCGUCCUUGCCAGAGCAAGGGAGGGCCGGAUGUGCAAGCUCGCGGCUGCGAGAAAGGCGUCCCAGUUUUACGGCGGCACCAGCUUGUUCAUGCAACUCUCGGAGACGACACCCCCAAACCCUCAGCAACUUGCAGGGCCCUCUGAGAGUCCUGAAGAGCGCCGAUUAGGCCCAGACACGGAAACUACACUCAACGACAACAUGGAGUAUCAGGCAUACCCGUUUCAGCCCAAGGACGAAACUUGCCGUCAACUGAUGGCAACGUUCUUCCAGACUGUUUACCAAUACAACAUGUGCGUCUACCGCGAAUACUUCCUCCGAGAUUAUCAUGCCGAAAGCGGGCCUUACUACUCAGACACGCUCAUGUUCUCCAUCUGUGCCGUCGGCGCCUCAAUCUCGAAAGAGCCCGCACUCAGGGCACUCCUGCCAGUCUUUCUCAAACGCGCCGGCGCCAUGGUCUUCGAAUCCCUCGAGCUGCCCGAUCUUACAACUCUCCAAUCACUCAUCAUCUUGGGUCAUCUAGAGAUUGGACAAGGAAGAAGCUCAAAGGGCUGGCUGUUCUGCGGCAUGGCGUUCCGCCUGACACAUGAAAUGGGCUUGCAUUUGGAUCCAGGAAACUGGACAAACAGCAAAUCGGAAUCUUCUGUCGACAGGGAGAUCCUGCGGCGCGUCUACUGGGCGGUCUUCAUUGUCGACAAGCAAAUGAGCCUCUAUUUUGGACGGCCGCCGGCGCUGUAUCCUCACGAAGCCGACGUUCGAAACACGAUCCGCAUCCCGUACCCCCCUGAGUGGGAGAGCCUCCUCGACUCUUACAUAUCCAAAAGCACCUCAUCCACGGCCUUCGAAGACGGCCUCGCCACGGUCAGUUCAUUCACACAUCAGGCCGAAUUGGCCAAGAUCUUUCACGUCUUGAUUGUCGACGUGUUUGAGAAUCGACUCAGGCAGACGUGUGCCACCAAGGCCGCUGCGACAGCACAACAAGUCCACACCUCUUUGGUCAAAUGGCUGGCCACGCUGCCUCAGAAGCUACAUUGGAACCAGUGGACUGUCGGACAAGUCCCGCCCUAUGUCUUGCAUCUACACAUGGUUUUCCACACGGGCAUGAUCAUUCUUCAUCGGCCCCCUCGACAGCAACUCGACGAUGAUGCCAUCGCUGCAAGCGAGGGUGUCGAAACUCUGCCACUAGACUUUGUGCACACACUCUCCGCGGCAGCCGAGGUUGUCAUGAUGAAGAGGUUCUUGGAAAAGUCCACAUGGGACGACAAGGACAUUUCGAAGCCUCUGGCGCAGAUCCUGGACGCCAUGGAGGCCGUCCAGAGCGUCUAUCCGUGCAUGCGCGGUAUACGCGACAGCAUACUCGAGAAUAUCAAAUCUGAGGGCGUGGAUGAGGAAGCUCAGCAACAUCAGUAUGGAGUUGAACUUGAGCUCAUGGACCUCCUGCAAUCUGCCGCGGCUCCAUUUCCCGGAGCUUGGGGGACUGAAGAUGCCGAAAGCGCGACAAGCGCUGAUUUGGGGUUCUUGUUGACGGAUGACUUUCUCAACCAGCACUAUUCAUGGGACAACGCAGGCCUCUGA
Messenger RNA from Verticillium nonalfalfae, 1905 nucleotides. RefSeq lists its product as uncharacterized. Lineage: Eukaryota; Fungi; Ascomycota; Sordariomycetes; Glomerellales; Plectosphaerellaceae. The transcript has 3 exons. The coding region runs from base 1 to 1905 and encodes 634 amino acids. The record is from RefSeq and is a predicted model, not a curated record. Gene Ontology annotation, biological process: regulation of DNA-templated transcription; DNA-templated transcription. Gene Ontology annotation, molecular function: DNA binding; DNA-binding transcription factor activity, RNA polymerase II-specific; zinc ion binding.